CCAACUCACUCUAGGUAGGCUAUAAAAGCUAGGCAAUACAUCGAACCAAACAUACCAUUUUACUACUAGUUGGGUUUUCCUUGUAUAUCUAUUAUCCAUUUUUUCCCUUAAAACCUUGGCAACAUGAGUUUGUAUUCGUGUUCCUUGGCCAACUCAAGGCCGAGGAUACUACAUUACCUCACGCUUUGGUGCAGUGUAGCAUCGUUAAUGGUGGUAAAAUCAACAGCGGUGAAAGUUCGUCAUUACAAAUGGGAUGUGGAAUACAUGUUUUGGGCUCCUGAUUGCGAAGAAAGGGUGGUUAUGGGGAUCAAUGGGCAGUUCCCUGGCCCAACUAUCCGUGCCGAAGUUGGCGAUACCAUACAUGUUGAUCUUACCAACAAGCUAAGCACUGAGGGUGUUGUCAUCCAUUGGCAUGGUAUUAGACAGCUGGGAACACCUUGGGCAGAUGGAACUGCUUCAAUUUCUCAAUGUCCCAUUAAUCCUGGAGAGACUUUUACUUACAGAUUUGUGGUUGACAAGGCGGGUACCUAUUUUUACCAUGGACAUUAUGGAAUGCAAAGAUCAGGAGGACUGUAUGGGACGUUGAUAGUCGAAGUACCAAAAGGACAGCAUGAACCAUUCCACUAUGAUGGGGAAUUCAAUUUGUUAUUGAGUGAUUGGUGGCACGAAAGUAUACAUGAGCAGGAAGUUGGCCUAUCCUCUAAGCCAUUACGUUGGAUUGGUGAACCUCAGACUUUACUCAUCAAUGGAAGAGGACAAUACAAUUGUUCCCUAUUGCCAAAUUUCGGUAACUCGUCAUCAACUCAAUGCAAGUUCAGAGGAAACGAGCAAUGUGCCCCCCAGAUUCUUCAGGUGCUACCAAACAAAACUUAUAGAGUACGACUUGCUAGUACUACUGCUCUUGCUUCCCUCAACAUAGCCAUCGGGAACCAUAAGAUGAUCGUGGUGGAAGCUGAUGGAAACUACGUACAACCUUUUACCGUAGACGACUUAGACAUAUACUCAGGGGAGAGUUACUCAUUUCUAAUUAAUACCAAUCAAAACCCUAACAAAAAUUAUUGGAUAGUAAUUGGUGUAAGAGGACGACGACCUAACACUCCUCCAGCUCUUACUAUUCUAAACUACAAGCCAACUUCGGCCUCUAAACUCCCUACCAUAUCACCCCCUAUAACUCCUGCAUGGAAUGACUAUAACCAUAGCAAAUCCUUCACUAAGAACAUAUUUGCCCUUAUGGGAUCCCAUACACCUCCGGCGACGUACGAUCGUCGUAUCGCCCUCCUCAACACUCAAAACAGGAUUGAUGGUUUCAUCAAAUGGGCUAUCAAUAAUGUUUCUUUGGUCUUUCCUCCAACGCCGUAUUUAGGAUCAAUUAAAUUCGGGUUAAAAAGCGGGUUCGAUCAAACGAACCCACCCGAAAACUUCCCUUCUUCGUAUGAUAUCAUGAGUCCUCCGGCUAACCCGAACACGACAACCGGAAGUGGUGUGUAUAGGCUUGGGUAUAACACCACAGUAGAUAUAAUUUUGCAAAAUGCAAAUGCCUUGGGUGCUAAUGUAAGUGAAAUUCAUCCUUGGCAUUUGCAUGGGCAUGAUUUUUGGGUGUUGGGAUAUGGAGAAGGAAAGUUUACUAAAGAUGAUGAAGCUAAGUUUAACUUGAAGAAUCCGCCACUGAGAAAUACAGUUGUGAUAUUUCCAUAUGGUUGGACUGCUUUGAGGUUUGUGGCUGAUAAUCCGGGUGCGUGGGCUUUUCACUGCCAUAUUGAGCCUCACUUACAUAUGGGCAUGGGAGUGGUGUUGGCUUCUGCUGUUGAGAGGGUUCAGGGUAUUCCUAGUAAUGCGCUUACUUGUGGUCUCACUGCUAAGAUGUUCUUAAAGAAGAAAAAUAUCCCUUAGAUUCAUGAUUCUAUGAUUUCUUAGAGAAGAUUAUGAAUUUGAGAUCAUCUUUUUUCUUUGUUCUAAUUAUAUGAUGAUGAUUUCAUUAAUCUUCUUCUAAAUUUUGAGUUACAGAGUUGCAGAAUUUUUCUAUUGUCAUGUAUUUAUAAAUCUCCUCAAAGAUCCAUAUAAUAUUUAUAAAUUAAAUUAUCCAAAGAGGGUGAAUUAUUAUA
This is a messenger RNA of Beta vulgaris subsp. vulgaris (sugar beet), 2102 nucleotides long. RefSeq names its product L-ascorbate oxidase. NCBI's taxonomy places the organism in Eukaryota, Viridiplantae, Streptophyta, Magnoliopsida, Caryophyllales, Amaranthaceae. The transcript is spliced from 5 exons. Gene Ontology annotation, cellular component: plasmodesma; extracellular region. The record is from RefSeq and is a predicted model, not a curated record. Bases 124 to 1890 code for a protein of 588 amino acids. Gene Ontology annotation, molecular function: copper ion binding; oxidoreductase activity.